Messenger RNA from Sinocyclocheilus rhinocerous, 895 nucleotides. Its product is annotated as zona pellucida-like domain-containing protein 1. The record is from RefSeq and is a predicted model, not a curated record. The transcript has 8 exons. The coding region runs from base 1 to 795 and encodes 264 amino acids. NCBI's taxonomy places the organism in Eukaryota, Metazoa, Chordata, Actinopteri, Cypriniformes, Cyprinidae.
AUGAUGCUGUGUCUCUGCUUCUGUGCACUGGCUCUCAUCCUGCAACCGGUUCACUCUGCCUAUAACUGCUCCUUGGAGUAUAACAGGGUUCCAGACAACAAUGAUCUGGUGGUAGACUGUGGCACCAACAUGAUCACUCUGGAGAGCACAGAUUUUAAUAGCCAAUUGGUGGUUCCGCUUACUGGAUUAGAACUGCGCACUAAAGUCUAUGUUGAAGUUAAAGCUGCCAAUCUCACUGGAAAUUUUCAUCUCUUGCUGGACCACUGUUUUGCGACCCCAUCACCAUAUAAUCACACCAACUACAAACAGCACAAUUUUUUCACAGGAUGCUUUGUAGAGAACCGGACAACGAUGCUUUAUAAUGGCCGUUCCAAGUUUUCUAGAUUUUCAUUUGAAGCCUUCCGCUUCGUGGAGCACCGUAAUCAAGAAAUGUCUACUAUAUACCUGCACUGCAUACUGCGACUUUGCGAACCAAACAAGUGCCAAGAACUUCUUGAUUCUUGCAGCUCUACCAGAACACGAAGGCGAAGGGCCCUAGAACCUUACGGAUCACAAGCCAAAGAUUCUGCCACAGUGUCCGUGGGUCCUCUGCACACCGCAGCCCUGAAGAAUGAAGUUUCUUCUGCAAUGGCUUCUGGAGGCAGUGAGCUGUUAAACAGGGACAAUAUGAACGUGGCUGGAGUGGUGGUGGGGGUCAUUUUUGCCACCGGCAGUGCUGUGUUGCUGGUUAUGACUGGAUGGUUUGUGCUGAAGAAGUUUUGCUGGGCUGGUGCUCUGCCUCGGGCUUUCCACUAAGAGAUCCAUCAACUCGCCAUCUGUUUUGCGUUGAAUGAAGCUUAAUUUGAUAUGCCGAUAAGACGUCUGAUCACAUCACAGCAUCUGCACAAACCAGCAA